Cynoglossus semilaevis (tongue sole) is the source of this 5473-nucleotide messenger RNA. It is a transcript of the gene fubp1, whose product is annotated as far upstream element (FUSE) binding protein 1. Gene Ontology annotation, molecular function: RNA binding. Gene Ontology annotation, biological process: regulation of DNA-templated transcription. The coding region runs from base 175 to 2208 and encodes 677 amino acids. The transcript is spliced from 19 exons. Lineage: Eukaryota; Metazoa; Chordata; Actinopteri; Pleuronectiformes; Cynoglossidae. The record is from RefSeq and is a predicted model, not a curated record.
UUUAAAAAAAAAUUGUGCAAAAACAAAGUCACAAAUCGAGCUCAACAAUAAUACUGGUUGAACGAUCGUAUUGGUUGACGCCAGAUUUUAGAAACACAACGUACAUCCCACGGCGGUCGUAUAUCGCGAGAUCUGAUUCGACCCAACGGUUUUUCUAACGUCCGCCUCUCUUGCAUGGAACACGCCAUCUUGUCCCGCCGAACAGAAGAAGAAGACAUGGCUGACUAUAGUAACGUGGCUCCGCCGUCCUCUAACGCCGGUGGAGGGAUGAACGACGCUUUUAAAGACGCUCUGCAGCGAGCGAGACAGAUCGCAGCGAAGAUCGGCGGAGACGGCGUUGCAGCACCUCCAUCAAACGAGUUUGGCUACGGAGGCCAGAAAAGGCCCUUGGAGGACGCUGGUGGGUAUUUUCCCAUGCCUAACCCGAAUAUCGAUCAACCUGAAACAAAGAAAGUGGCUACAAAUGAUGCCUUUUCAGCGAUGGGAGGAAUGGGUGGUCCUCCGAGGUCAGCUUCAGAAGAAUUCAAGGUUCCAGAUGGAAUGGUUGGAUUCAUUAUUGGAAGAGGAGGUGAGCAAAUAUCACGGUUGCAGCAGGAGUCUGGUUGUAAAAUACAGAUUGCUGCAGACAGCGGAGGAAUGCCAGACCGGUCAGUGACAUUAACGGGAGGUCCAGAAUCAAUCCAGGCUGCAAAAAGACUACUAACAGAGAUAGUUGAGAAAGGCCGUCCAGCACCCGCAUUUCACCACAAUGACAAUGCAGGAAUGAGUGUACAGGAGAUCAUGGUUCCUGCCUCUAAAGCUGGGCUGGUCAUUGGAAAAGGAGGAGAAACCAUCAAAAGCUUACAAGAGAGAGCUGGAGUCAAGAUGGUGAUGAUCCAAGAUGGACCCCAAAACACAGGUGCAGACAAACCACUUCGUAUUUCUGGGGAGCCCUUUAAAGUUCAGCAAGCCAAAGAGAUGGUAAUGGAGCUGAUCAGAGAUCAGGGCUUCAGGGAGCAGAGGGGAGAGUAUGGUUCCAGGGCUGGGGGUGGAGAUAGCUUAGAUGUCCCUGUUCCCCGAUUUGCAGUAGGAAUUGUUAUUGGCAGAAAUGGAGAGAUGAUUAAGAAAAUACAGAGUGACACUGGUGUCAGGAUUCAGUUUAAACCAGAUGACGGCAGUGCACCAGACAGAGUAGCCCAGAUUAUGGGCCCUCCUGACCAGGCUCAACACGCAGCAGAUAUCAUAACUGACCUCCUGAGGAGCGUUCAAGCUGGAGGACCACCAGGACAUGGUGGAGGCAGGGGGCGUGGACGUGGACAGGGCAACUGGAACAUGGGGCCCCCUGGUGGUUUGCAGGAAUUUUCCUUCUCUGUACCAACCAUGAAGACUGGCCUCAUUAUUGGAAAAGGUGGAGAGACAAUCAAGGGCAUCAGCCAACAGUCUGGAGCCAGAAUUGAGCUUCAGAGGAAUCCUCCCCCUAAUGCUGAUCCUAACAUCAAGAUGUUCACAGUCAGAGGUUCUCCUCAGCAGAUAGAUUAUGCCAGACAGCUGGUGGAGGAGAAAAUUGGGGGACCUGUUACUCCAAUGGGUGGUCCUCAUGGCCCACCUGGUCCCCAUGGAGGUCCAGGCCCACAUGGUCCCCCUGGCCCUCCUGGACCCCCUGGGGCACCAAUGGGCCCAUACAACCCUGGUCCAUACAACCAGGGUCCUCCAGGACCACAUGGUCCUCCUGCUCCUUACCAGCCUCAGGGAUGGGGUAAUGGCUACCCUCACUGGCAGCAGGGACAACCUGACCCAAAUAAAGCAGCAGCUGAUGCAAAUGCAGCAGCGUGGGCGGCCUAUUAUGCACAGUACGGACAGCAGCCACAGACUCCCCUGACACCGACCAGCGGAGCUCCGGGUACAACUCAGACCAACGGUCAAGGUGACCCACAGGCUGCAGGUCAGAGUGGACAGGCAGAUUACACCAAGGCCUGGGAGGAGUAUUACAAGAAAAUGGGUCAACAGAGUCAGCAGCCUCAGGACUACACCAAAGCCUGGGAGGAGUACUACAAGAAACAAGGCCAAGCAGCCCCUCAGGCAGCCCCCGCCGCAGCGUCACAGCCUGGAGGCCAGCCAGACUACAGCGCUGCCUGGGCAGAGUACUACCGACAACAGGCCGCCUACUACGGCACAACAAACACUCAGUCCAUGGGUGCAGCGCCGCAAGCCCCCCAGGUAAGCCCGUGACUUGACUUGGCCGUCCACAUUCUCGUGUAUGCGAUGGUUUUGUGCUGUGACCUCCUUCUUUCCACAGCGAUUUCACAGGGUUCCAGUGGCCGCAGCAGUUACACACACACCUAACCAAAACUACUUCCUCCCACUACAGGGUUUAAACUUUUUUUUUUGGGAAGCUGAGUCCAGUUUCUGCUGUUAACAUGCAACGUAUCUUCUAUGUAUUUCUUCUGCACAGGGCCAGUAAUGUGAAGUGGACUUAAAGUAAAUGCUACAUUGUCGAAACAAAAUCCUUUGUUAAAUGUUUGGAUGCAGACGCCUUGAUGAAGAUCUUAUAUUUCCUUGGUUUGAAAGUGUUUCACACAGAUGGCAGAUUUCCCAGCGAACACGUCCUCUCUCUCUCUUAUGUUGAAUUUUUUUUUUUUUCUUGUAAAUGGUUUGUUUUUAGUAAGGUAAUUAUACAUAAAUGGUCAUUCCAGCCCUGUAUCUACAUAAAAUGUGGUUAGAUCUCAUGUUUAUGAAACUGUUGACAUUACCAUGUAAAUCAUCUCAGUUUUAAAAUGCUGUUGCCUGUUGUGUUUUUGCAAUAAAACAAACUGAAACCUCCUGUGUCGGUAAGUCGGGUUGGGUUAGGAAGGUGACGAUAAGAAACCUGUGUGGGUGGGUCGUUAGAUAAGAGGUGUGUAAUUGUUAAAUGAUCAGUUUGCUGUCCUGUCUCUCUCCAAUUGUCCUUAAGGCUCUUAGAUACGUUAAGUGCGUGCAAUAAUUCCCCAGUGGCUCAGACCAACAAAAUGUUCUUGUUACAUUUCUUUUCCCCCCAUCCUCUUUGUCAAUAGAACGCUGACAGGUAUCUGUGUAAUGUAAAUUACGCAUGGACUGCAUUGUGGUGGCACUCGAUCUUUUUAAAAUAAUCUUUGCCUGGUUUGUUCUGUAAUUAUCCAUGAAAUACGCUUCCUCCUUCACAGGCGAGUUUAGAAAAGCGGUAAGCAACAAUGUUAUUCCUCAACAUGAAAUCAAUGGCGAAUUUGUUGUUGCUAAAAAGAUUUUUUUUUUUAGUGUUCCGCACAUCCAUUUUUAAGCUGUUCUUUCGCUGAGGACAGUUUGCUCUGAUUGCCUCUGUAUGGAAAAUGCAUUGAAACGUUUGUCAUGCCCAUUUUCUCUUGUGAACUAACUCACAUGUACAAGUCUGUUUUUAAAUACUGUUUUUUUAAUAUAAAAUCGUUGCAAAAAGUAUUUGCUGUGGCCAUUCUGUUAGACUUGAUCCGAUCUAGGAAGGUAGAUGUUGUAGGGCGGUGGUGGCUAAGCAGUCUUCAUCCUCCCUCCUAUACUGUAAGUACAAACCUGAGAUUGACUUAAAGAGAUACACGUCCUUUUGUGAUGCUUUUGAAACUGAGAAAAAUGUAGUUUUUUAAAAAAGAAAAUAUUGUCAAAAAUUGCAAAUUUGUUUUCCCCCCCUCGAGUUUUGGGUAAGUACCAAAUAUUGAGAGGAGUGGCUUUAACAUGUGACGUUGAUUGUUGUAUCACAUGUUUCUGAGACUUUCACUGACUCAUUACAAUGUGAUGUAGAUUCUGCUUGUCCAUGCAUCUCGGUAGCUUUUUCUGUGCCAGUUUGGAUUUGUUGGAUUUUCUAAAGUGAGGGUUUGAACAUCAGCUUCGUUCUGCACCACUGGUAGGAACUGUUCACGGUUGUCUCUUUGGUGUAUGUUAAAUGCCAUGUGCCAUUGCUUAGGUCAGAGUCAUUGUUCUGAUUUUUGUUGUGAUUAAUUGCAAACAAAAAUUUGCUUUAGAGAGUUCCUACUGCACUAUGACCAGUUUAGCAUGUUAGUUUUCUGCUCAGAUCAUUGUCUAAUGUCAGCAUGUGGAGAAAUGUCAGCAGUCAAAGUAGUUCAUUAUUGAAGACACCUUUCCCAUGAGCACUGCUGUUGAAAGGAUGAAUAUAUUUAUUGAUAUAUAUACAUUUUUCUUGAAUAUAGUCAAAACAAUCUUUGACUGCAUUGUUGACUGAUGGCAAACAGUGCGAUAUCUGAUCUUUGCAGUGUCGUCCAGACCUUGCAUCUUAGGUUCUGCUGCCAUAACACAGGUAAGCGAACCCUAAGGGAAAAAAAAGCAGUUAUUUUUGACAAACAUUACAUGCAAGACAAAGAAUGCUUACCUGUGUCGUUUCCUUGCCUCAAUGCUUUUCUGCUUAAGUGGUGAAGUAAAGUGUCCCAAUGUUACAGUGACCUGCCUUGAUAAUUGAAAUGCAUGAUCAAUGCUUUAGACCUGAACAGUUAAGUUUGACUUUGUUUUUUUAAAGUGACUUUAUCCAGAACACAGUUGUCGUUUUUAAGAUUCUCUUUGAGGAAAACUGUCAUUGUCGAAUAUCGAAUGUUUUUAGAUAUUUAGUCAUGUGUUUGCAUUUAGACCAGUCUGAUAGUGAGUGUACAUCUGAUGCCUUUUUUAGACAUGAAUAUUCACACUGGUAGAAGAAAACUGCAUGCCAUGCAAACCUGUUGCCACAUGUGCUCAACUUUCGGGUCGAAUCAAAAACAGUGACGUUCAUGAUUUUUAAUUUUUUUUUUUUUUAAUUUGAAAUUCCUGUCCUGGUGUAAAUCUGCCCUGUGCAGUGCAGUGUAAACCUGCUAUUGAAACGCUGCUGCCUUCACUUCUCACUCACAGUGUUGGAGGAUGCUGCAAGCUUAGCACGUAGGGUCAGGCCCUGUCGUAGUUUGCCCCACACAAAAGGAGGAAUCCUUUGAGUCAGUCCCAGUCCCUGCUGUGAAUGUAGGCCGUUCAAGAGCUCCAGUCAUAAGGUAAAAACCAAUCAAUGAAUUUGAAUGAUCUGAUUGCAAAAAAAAAACAAAGUGAUGGUCAGAUGUUUGUUUGCUCCUGGGAUUCAUGAAAUGUUUUGAUACAUGCCAUGGUGUAUUUUCCUGAUCAAAUGAUGGUGUUUCCAAUGCCUGCAUUUUAACCUGGGAAUAAUUAGGAAUGUUGGUUUGAAGUUGGACGAGGACAGGAACUGAUUUGUUUUGACAGACGUGCAUCGACGUUCUAAGGGGCAGUAAAGUCAUCGGGGGGGUCGCAGUUAGGGCAGUUUUUGGUUUGCUUGCUCACUUGUGUACGUGUGAUGCUCGGUGCCUGACACAGAGGUGGAGUAGGUGUAGAAGACUACAGGAGCAUGCCUUAGAUGAAGGUAAAGAGUUUCAUGUGCUGUGUAUAUGAUCACAUUUAUUGGUUUGUUUGGUUUGAUCUGUACUGACUUCUGAGAUGUUCAUGUCCAUCAAUAAAGUUGUAAAAAGUA